Messenger RNA from Ostertagia ostertagi, 744 nucleotides. The record is from the annotation of a GenBank genome assembly. Lineage: Eukaryota; Metazoa; Nematoda; Chromadorea; Rhabditida; Trichostrongylidae.
AUGCCAAUAGCUCUGCGUGAAGAUUGUCCCGAGGUAUUGAAACGGAUUUAUCACGAUUACGGUUUAAAACAUGUGUGCUUGAUAUCAAUCCUUAUCAUAUAUCAAUUUAUUGGCGCUGGUGUAUUUUAUUUUUGCGAAGCUGGUUUUGACGAAUCAAAGGAGAAGAUCUGGAACAUCAGAAUAGCAGAGAACCGAACAAAGUUCGUCUUCGAUAUUAUACCACUGAUGUUCAACAACACCGACUACUUAUUCUUUCUGACACAAGAGCAGACAGAUGAGGUAUCUGCCAAACUACAUGCCGAAGUGAGACGCUAUGAGAAACAGCUUGGCAUAAGGUACACGGAUCAAAAGAUCAAGUGGGACUUCUGGAACGCAUGCUUUAUGCUCAGGGUGACCGAUGAUUCCAUGUACUGCAUCGCGGCCCUUUCAAUUUUCAAUUACUUAAGACAUUCAUUUCAGACCAUUUGCACAACAAUUGGAUACGGUCAUCUUUAUCCUUCCACUGUGUCCGGCCGAGUGUUCACAAUGAUCUACGCUAUCUUCGGCAUUCCACUUGUCCUGUCGAUUCUUGAUGAUUUAGGAAACACUGCGAACUCGAUGUUUGAAAACACCAUGAGUGUGGUGAUCAAAUGCAGGUUGUCGACGGAUGUUUCGGACUGCACGAAGAAACGAUGGACCGAGUACCAAAAUGGAGCGAACGUAGAAGAGGUGGUACGGAUGCAGGCAGUUGAAUUGGAGGCUGAC